AUGAGGACUCGAUCAGCCCCAGCGUCAAAAGCGAAGAAGUCUGAAGACGAGACUAAAACUAAAACUCUCGUUGCGGCAGAGAAACCAAGCAAAACGUUCAUCCUCCCAUCCUCUACCAGUGACAAUGCGCGACUCCUCUCCCUGCCAGAUCCCCAAUCGGGAGAGCUAACACGCUACUUCUUCUGCCCGGAUCGCGGUAUAUACGAAUUUACGGUUGUUGCACCGCCAGCGCAUAUGGCGCGCAGUAUUCUGUUCACCCCUCGCACGCGCGAAACCUCGAGCCCGUUGGAUGAAGAUAAAGAGGACCCCGAGCCCUCCCUGCAGGGCUCAAUCACGAAGAGGGCAGAGUUCCUGGUGGCAACCCCGAUCGAUGCGCUCUUUUUCAUGGUUCCAUUGUUAGCACCGUCUUCGAAAUCAGGCCGUUCUCUUUUCCAGCCAUUCGACGAUAUAAUCGACUCCCAAGACGAUAUGCCCAAGCAUCUGCGCCAGGUCCUUUAUGAUGAUGAAUUCCGAGGCUCCCUCCUAGCGCGUGCGGAAGCUAUCUGUGAAGUGGUCGAGGCUGGUGAUGAGAAGAUGUUCCGGUUCAAUGAGACGAAGCUUGUCCAGGAGUUGAUCACAAAGGCAGAACGCAUGGCGGAUCGGGGUCUUCCUGUGAGUCUGGAAGAACGCUUUGUUCGUCAGGCGCUAGCCACGCCCUUGAUGUCGGUCAAACGAGAAGAUGUUGCGACUAGCCAGGAGCCAUCAAACGAGAGCCAGGAAUCGGCUUCGAAAUCCGAGGAGAGGCAGGAUUCACCCUCAACUGUGGACACAACUGCGACCCCGUCGGUUGCGACACCCGCAGGGGAAUCGACACCGGUGCCACAGCCAUUGAGUGAAGAAUCGACAGCUUCGGAUCACAUUACUCGGCUCCUCCGAAUUUCCACUGCAUUGUCCUUCAUGAAGGAGUCAUAUCUGCCCGCAACCAUGGCCUUGAGACUUGACGAGAUCCUCGCUUCCGCAGAGAGCCCGAUCGAUUUCAAGCCGCUGAAGGACCGUCUCAAGGAGAUUGUGGACCUUCGUGCCCAGGCUCUCGCAUCACGCGAUAUGUCCAACUUUACUCGGAAACGAGCCCUUGAUGACGAGGAAGAGGAUACACGAGGCGAGAAGAAACGCCGCAAAGAAGAGGAGGAGAAAAAGUCCAAGGCUGCGGAAUCCCAAGCAGUUAAGAAUCUGAAGAAGGUCAACACGAGCGGGAUGCAGAAAAUGAGCUCUUUCUUCGCCAAGGCUCCACCCAAGAAGAAGACUUGA
This is a messenger RNA of Penicillium samsonianum, 1287 nucleotides long. RefSeq lists its product as uncharacterized. The transcript has a single exon. Gene Ontology annotation, cellular component: nucleoplasm; ribonuclease H2 complex. Gene Ontology annotation, biological process: RNA catabolic process; ribonucleotide metabolic process. The coding region runs from base 1 to 1287 and encodes 428 amino acids. The record is from RefSeq and is a predicted model, not a curated record. NCBI's taxonomy places the organism in Eukaryota, Fungi, Ascomycota, Eurotiomycetes, Eurotiales, Aspergillaceae.